AUUUUAUUAUUAUUCCGAGCUGUUGCAGUUUUCAGCAAUGAGUGUUGAAAAAUUAAGCUUUACAACAAUAAAUUAACGAGAUUUCCAAAAGGGUAUCCGGAAAAUGUCUUUUCAUCCGCAUUCCUUUUGAUUUGAGCUUAACAACAAUGGCCGAUGAUCAUUCUUCCUUCACUAAGGAUGUUUUGCUUGUGAAGGGUUUGAAGAAUACAACGUUGGUUUGGAGGUUGGUUGUGUUGGCUUUUGCAAUGGUUUGUGGUGUGUAUAUAUGUUCUAUUUGUUUGAAGCAGAUUAGCACUGGCACUAAAAUUGGUUUUCUAGAUAUCAAUGUUGUUCAAAGGCCUUGUCCCGAACCGAAUAUCGAACCUUGGGAGAUUCCUUAUGUGCACUAUCCAAAUCCAAAAACUUACAGCAGGGAGGAGUGUAGUUGUCACCCGGUGCGCUAUUUUACUAUACUGUCGAUGCAGAGAUCUGGGAGUGGAUGGUUUGAGACGUUUUUGAAUAGUCAUCCUAACAUAAGUUCGAAUGGAGAAAUCUUUUCGGUUAAGGUUAGAAGGAGUAAUAUGACGACAAUAACAGAGACGUUGGAUACAAUUUAUAAUCUAGACUGGUUUAGUAGUGCUUCUAAAAACGAGUGCACGACUGCAGUUGGCUUGAAGUGGAUGCUUAACCAGGGAUUGGUGCAGCAUCAUGAACAAAUUGCCGAGUACUUCAGAAUACACGGUGUCUCAGUCAUAUUUCUUUUCAGAAGGAACCUUUUGCGCCGGAUGAUUUCCGUGCUUGCAAACGAAUACGAUAAGAAUGCUAAGAUAUUAAACGGCACUCACAAGUCUCACGUUCAUUCACCCAAGGAGGCAGAAAUACUUGCAAAAUACAAACCAACACUCAAUUCAACGUUGCUGAUCGCAAGCCUGAAACAAGUGAAUGAUACCACCACCAAGGCUUUAGAAUAUUUCAAGAGCACUCGGCACAUUAUGCUAUAUUAUGAAGACGUUGUCAAGAAUCGCACUAAAUUAAUGGACGUUCUAGAAUUUCUAAAGGUUCCUCAGAUGAAUUUGAAGAGUCGUCAAGUAAAGAUUCAUAAAGGUUCCUUAUCGAGUCAAGUUGAAAACUGGGAUGAUGUUAGCAAAGCACUCACCGGAACACAAUAUGAGAGUUUCCUCCAUGAAGAUUACCGCAGGUAAACUUACGGGUAUGUACAUACCGUUAGCAUUCUUCUAAUCUUUGCUCAUGAGUAGCCACAAGAGCCGACAGGAAAGCCACCCUGUUGAAAUUUUUGUUAGGUUUCCCCACCCUCACAUUUUUGUACUCAGUUUUGUUGUUGUUAAUUUGUCUGCCGAUUUAAUUAAAUAUUUAAUUCAUUCUUUUGUAAUUUUUCUGUUUUUUGCUGAACACUUGCAUUUUGACGCCAUCAAGAGAAUUUGCAAUUUCAAUUUAACAACUUUUAUUUUGACCAUGAUUUUGCCCCGUCUUUAUAUGGUCUGUAAAUAGAUGUUUGAAAUUGUUAGCGGAAAGCACAGAUAUCUUUUUGGUAAUUGCUGGUAAGUAGCUUGAAGAUUAAGAAAAAAUCUCAUGGGGAAUCGUAGUAAAAAAAAAUGUAAAUUUGACUAUACGAGUGAUAGAUGGUGUAUUUAUAUCAAUGUUUGUUUAACUAAUAAUCUGUUAUACUGCAUUCCCAAAAGAGUGAACAAUCAUUUUGCCUCUAAAUCAAACUUUUGUUACUGUAUGUAUCACUCUUGGAAGAAAUAGAACUGUAGACUUGAUUUUGAUACUUUUGGUUCUCAUAGAGUAGAUUUGUUUUCCCACAACUAGUUUUGAUUCUGAUACUUCUGGAUCUCAUAGAGAGUAGAAAUGUUUUUCCACAGCUAGUUGAAGUUAGAAAUUAUAGCUUUUGAUUUUAGAAUUGUUGUUUUUUUCUUUUUUUAUGGUUUAGUGGUCAAAUGGUUGGAAUUUCACCCCCUUAAAGGUGGUAAAUAAGUGGGAAGUCGCGGAUUCGAAAUUGAGCUACUGCAGUUGGAUGUUCAGCAUAGCUACCAAUUGUGUUGUCUUGAUGUGAUAGAUUCUAAAAUUGGUUUUUAUAAUCAAAUUUAUUGUUCAAUUCAUUUUUAUAUAAAUGUGUUUAAAUAUAAAAUCAUUGGACUUUAAACUCACUUUUCACCGUAAUCAACUCACUUAAAAUCAAUUUUCGUUACCCUUGAACCGUUCACACUAUGAGUUUUUUGAUGGGUCAAUCUAAUGAGAUUAUAAAGUGUACUUGUGGUAAGUACAAUAGAAGAUACUCUGCUUGCAUUGAGAUGCACAGUAGGGCUUUUGAGUUUUGAUUUGUGAAAAAGUGAAUCUUUUUCCCAACUGCACGAUUGGGGUGUCUAUAAAAUUGGUUUCUUAUUCGGGGGUGGUUGUUGCGAAGACCGGUUCAAGCCCCUAAAAACCUGAUCACGCGUCCCCAGCCUUGACUAACUUGUGGAAGUGAGUGGAGCUAAUUAUCCUUCAUAAUAGGUGUAUUUAACCUCAUAAUAAUUUCAAUUAUUGUCCUAAUAUGUGGAUUUACAAGUUAUAUCGCAAUCCAUAACUCUGAAAUGUUGUGUUGGGUGAGAAUGAGCAUUGGGCCAGGGUCGGUUCGAGUGCUCGUCGCUCGACCUCGUUCGUUUGCACCUUAGGACUCUCCAUGUUGUAUGUGAAUCAGAUGAUUAAUGGACCGGCCUCUUUGAGGCUUAUUUGGGAUUUUUCAAUUUACAAUCUCUCAAGCAUGAGGCUUGGAAGGGCAGUGUGAUUAAGGUAUAUCGUCCUAAUCCAUGUCCUAUUUUAAUAUCAAGAGUUGAACCAAUGACUUUGGUUCUGGAGGAGACGUACAUAAAUUCUGCUAUUAACAGAGAAAAUCAGGACCAUCCCUCUGGUAUAUUUGAAGGAGUUGAUAAAGAUCUUUGAUUUUUCUUUGAUAUAGAUCAUCCAGGUCAUCAAGAACCACAUAAACAUGCCUCUAUUCACCAAGACACUUACCUUUAUUAGGUUCAUAAGAUGAAGUUUUAGAACUUUGACAACUGUCUGAUGUUGCAACUUCUGGUGUAACAUCUAGACUUUAUCUUCCUUGAACUUUAAGCAUGUGAAUGAGUAAGUAGUUCCUUGUGGUACACACGAUAAAAGUUGUCUUUGGACUUAACUCCCUCAUCAAAUUUCAUCCAUCUCAUUAGAGACCAGACAUUCUUCCUUAGUGAAACUUACUUCAAACCUUGGUCACACAACUGGUUUAUGUUUAUCAUGCUAGUCAUCAUUGCUUUUAACAAGAAGAACCUCAUCAAGACUAGGAAAUCUUGUUCCAUCCAAUUUCUCAACCCUUUUUACUUCACCUUUAGCAUUGUCACCAAAAUAACAUAGUUGGAAGAGUGAGACUUAAAGUUCACCAAAACACCUUUAAUCAGUCAUGAGUCUGGAACAACCAAUGCCAAAAAAGAAUAUACCAGUCUUCUUUUGCUAAGCAAAACUCUAGGAGAAAUAUGAGUAAUAAAAUAAUUAACACCUUCCUUGAGUUUAUCCACUAUUUGGUUAACCUUAGAUUGAGUUGUACCUUUGGGAUAGCCAUUCAACUUGAAACAACGUGGCCUGAUAUGACUAACUUUUAUCACAGAGGUGACAUAUCCAAUGCAAGCACAUGUCAUUAGCUUGAGAAAUCUGAUGUCUAGCAUGAUGCUGAAACAUUUUAUUUGACAUCAUUGAAUCAACUUUGCCUUUUGAUGAAAACAACUUUAUGUCACUUCAGAUUUUCUUUGCUUACUAAAGACAUGAAAAUCAAGCCCUAUCCCUUUUAGGUUUUCAGUCACCUUUCAAACUUG
Messenger RNA from Vicia villosa (hairy vetch), 3824 nucleotides. RefSeq lists its product as uncharacterized. The coding region runs from base 147 to 1181 and encodes 344 amino acids. Lineage: Eukaryota; Viridiplantae; Streptophyta; Magnoliopsida; Fabales; Fabaceae. The transcript is spliced from 6 exons. The record is from RefSeq and is a predicted model, not a curated record.